Messenger RNA from Cricetulus griseus (Chinese hamster), 1520 nucleotides. The record is from RefSeq and is a predicted model, not a curated record. Lineage: Eukaryota; Metazoa; Chordata; Mammalia; Rodentia; Cricetidae.
GAGAAAUUGAGAACUACUGCUCACCAUGGGGGAACCUCCGCCUGCCAAGGAAGAUGACCAGAAGCCCCAUGAGGAUGUGGGCACAAGACAGGGGUUUCGACGCUACAAGUGGGAAUUCAAAGACAGCAAUAGAGAAUUCUGGAAAAAUGGACAUGCCGUGGUCAAGAUAAUGACUUUGAUCUGCAUCAUUGUUGGACUACAACUCUUCGAAACAGUGACCACACACCCGAUUUUGAUCCUACUUCUCACUAUGGAAGUGUCCUUCCUCGCUUUCUUCAUCUUCCUUUACUCCUUUGCCAUCAACAGAUACAUGCCUUUUGUCUACUGGCCUAUCACUGUAAGUAAAGACUGUAGGAAAGGAAGUGCCAGUCACAUUCAGGCACCUGGAAAAAGACAACCUCGCCUCCACUGGUACUCAGGCUGGGAAGCUGGGUUGGAGAAGGGAAGCCAGGCAGAAAAUGCUCCCCCAAAACCUAACUGUGUUGGGUCAAAGAAAGAGGGACCAAGGCUUUCCUAGCCUCAGAAAUAGGGAAGGUUGUAAAACCCAGGCAUUUCUGCUCACCGCUUUGCUGGUAUACAGUUCAUUGGAAUAUCAUUCCAGGAUUCAAAAAAGAAAAUCAAAUUCUGCAUAAACCUGUAAGGUAAAGUGAAGCAAAUGUCAAGCAAGUCCAAUGCCAGGUCUCUAAGGAACAUAAAGAAUGCUUCCCGAGCGUGGUCCAUGAGAAGCAGUCAUACAAUGAAGUGAGGCUGAGCUGGGUAAGUCCCUCAAGCAUCCAUUCCUCUGGUCCCUUAUCUGCACCUCAGGGACUGCAACAAUCUGUAGUGGGACUGACUACAUUUAAACUUCUUGCCAUCACAAUUGCGGCAGUCAAGAUAGGAAGGUAAGUAGGGCUGGAACCUGGAGGCAGGAGCUGAUGCAGAGGCUACAGAAGACUUCUAGUUCUGUCUUGUUCCUCAUGCUUUUCUCAACCUGCUCUCUUAUAAAAAUCAGGGCCAGAAGCCCAGGGAUCGCACCACCCAUAAUGGACUGGGCCCUCCCCCAUCAAUCACUAAUCAAGAAAAUGCUUUACAGAUGGAUCUUAUGGAGACAUUUUUUUUUUCCAUUGAGGCUCCCUCCUCUCUGAUGACUAGUUCCUGUCAAAUUCACACAAAACUAGCCAGCACAAGGCCUUAAGCCAAAGGCAAGCAGAGGCUUAGGAAACCAAGCCUGUAUCCUGAGAAUACUGCAUCCAUAUAGAAAAAUGGAGAAGGAAGACAUACACCCUUUGCCAACACAAAGAAGCAAGAAACACUGAUCUGUACUUGGCCUGUGGGAGUGGGGAGAUAAGGGGCAGGUGUUCUUUGAGAAUGGGAAAGCACUGCCUAGAGCCUAGAAAACUCAUGUCUUUUGCUGACAAUGUUCUAAUUACAUCCUCUUAACUCAUAGCAGAAAUAAAUGCAGAACCACAGCCAAAGCAUGAAGAGAUUUGUGAUACACUUGGUCUUUAAAAAUUCUACAAAAUAAAAAUCAAAAGUUGGCA